This is a messenger RNA of Serendipita indica DSM 11827, 357 nucleotides long. NCBI's taxonomy places the organism in Eukaryota, Fungi, Basidiomycota, Agaricomycetes, Sebacinales, Serendipitaceae. The record is from the annotation of a GenBank genome assembly.
AUGCCUAGCCUCCACCCGACAAUUAUCGGUGACUUUUAUUCGACGGAGGGGACAGUCAUCAUGCAAAUCACCAAGAUUCUACUCACAGCAAGCGCAUUCGCCAUCGCAUCCUCUUUGGCUAUACCCGUCGCCCAGCCAAACGCUCUCAACAAAGGGGCAGCAGGCCACGAAGAUGGAAAGCAUCCUUCGACCGUGACCUGGGUGGCCGCUACGAAUCCAAACGCACCGACAUCUCACGAGCACAACUCGGUAGAAGGAAUGUCCAUCGUCAAGAGAAAUCCAAGUUUCUUUGGCAAUCGCUUCCGAGCGGCUUUUCGUCGCCUGUUGUGUGGAAGUGGUGACUUUAUGUGGUGUUAG